This is a messenger RNA of Mugil cephalus (flathead mullet), 2507 nucleotides long. It is a transcript of the gene kcnj15, whose product is annotated as potassium inwardly rectifying channel subfamily J member 15. Gene Ontology annotation, cellular component: plasma membrane. NCBI's taxonomy places the organism in Eukaryota, Metazoa, Chordata, Actinopteri, Mugiliformes, Mugilidae. Bases 287 to 1306 code for a protein of 339 amino acids. The record is from RefSeq and is a predicted model, not a curated record. The transcript is spliced from 2 exons. Gene Ontology annotation, biological process: regulation of monoatomic ion transmembrane transport; potassium ion import across plasma membrane. Gene Ontology annotation, molecular function: inward rectifier potassium channel activity.
ACCCACAUGUAGAUCUGAGUUUACAGCCCGGCAUUGUCUCACCUCUGUUCUAGCCCCUGAAUAACACUGUGCUAAAGUUCAGAGCUCAUAACUUGGGACAAUAGGAGAAAGACGACACUAAACUGGAUGUUCUCAGGCGGCUCCGUCUCACAGAUUUAUUAUUUGUGGCCCAGCGACGAGUGAAGACGAGACCGUUCGACGAGGCAGCGCCGCAUGAUUCCCGUCUACUGGGAUUGCCAAACUGAUACCUGAGAAGCGUUAAGAGUUUUAAUUUAACCGGAGCAACAUGACCAUGAAGAAGGAGGUCCGGCGAAGGAUCGUGACCAAGGACGGCCACAACAACGUGAGGAUCGACAACGUGGAGGGCAUGGUGAAGCUGUACCUGCACGACAUCUGGACCACCGUGGUGGACAUGAAGUGGCGCUACAAGCUGACCCUGUUCGCCUCCACCUUCGUCAUGACCUGGUUCAUCUUCGGUGUCAUCUUCUACUUCAUCGGCAUGGGCAACGGAGACUUGGAGGCCGGUCUGAACCCCAACCACACGCUCUGCGUGGUCAACGUCCAGACGCUCACCGGCGCCUUCUUGUUCUCCCUGGAAUCGCAGACCACCAUCGGUUACGGCUUCCGCUACAUCUCCGAGGAGUGCCCUCUGGCCAUCUUCACCCUGGUGGCCCAGCUCGUCAUCACCGGCCUGGCCGAGAUCUUCGUCACCGGAGCCUUCCUGGCCAAGCUGGCGAGGCCCAAGAAGAGAGCGGAGACCAUCAAGUUCAGCCAGAUGGCGGUGAUCUCCUGGCACAAGGGCAAGCUGUGCCUGAUGUUGAGAGUGGCCAACAUGAGGAAGAGCCUCCUGAUCCAGUGCCAGCUCACGGGGAAGCUCCUUCACUCCAACGUGACGCAGGAGGGCGAGAAGACGCAGGUCCACCAGAGCUCCGUGGACUUCUACAUGGACUCCAGCGACGAGUCGCCGUUCCUCAUCCUCCCGCUCACCUUCUACCACGUCCUGGACGAGCGCAGUCCGCUGGCGGGGCUCACGGCGGAGAACCUGCAGAGGCGCGACUUCGAGCUGGUCGUCACCCUCAACGCCACCAUGGAGUCGACGGCGGCCACGUGCCAGAGCCGCACGUCCUACGUCCCCAACGAGAUCCUGUGGGGGUGCGAGUUCAAGCCGGUGUUGUUCACCACCAACAGCGGCCGCUUGGUGGCCGAUUUCAACUUCUUUGACAAGGUGCAACCGUGGAGCGACGUGGCUCCUUGCUCCAACAGCAGAGAGAAGCUGAAACUGGAGGCGGACUAUAAGAAGGACUAGAGGACACUCGCGCCAAAGUGGUUUAAUCGCAAGAAUUCUUCAAAACCUGACAUGCAAAUACAUCCUCCGCACAUUUUAUUUAUUAAUAAUCACUUAUAUGUUAGUGUAUUGGAAUUUAAUUGUUCAGUUAGUCAAUUAUACCAGUGGUCUCUAUUGAAAAGACUGUUUUUGUUUGGGUUUUAAUAAAGAGGGUUUUUGGCGUUAAAAGCCUUUUUAUACUUAGUGAUUAAUUACAUUUUUUAGUUUGAGUGCUCAAUUAGACUGAUGAAUAGUUUAUUGUUUAAAUAAAUUGCUAGAGUUGAGCUUUUAGCCUAUUUGACAGUUAGAUUAGACGGUCGAUGCUACGUUUACAUCAGCUGGUUAGCUUAGCUUUACACAAAGACUGGAAACUGGGAACAAACCUCCGCAAAAAAGCACCUAUAAUAAUGCUUUAAUUAACUUAUAUGUUGUUGUAUAUUCUGCCCUAACAUUGUGAAAACAACUAUUUGUGGUUUAUGAGACAAUUUGUGCAGAAGAAGAAGUUUAGCCUAGCUAACAGGAAAAGAGCUAGCAGGACACUUGUGCUCAAUCUGCUUUCUGGGAGUUAUAAACGUGAAAAUAACAAAUAUCCGUUUUAUUAUAUGACAUGUGAGUUAUAUUUAUUCUUUUUUUUUUUGCUGUUGUUUUUUUUUUUUUUUAACUUUUAUCAAGCUAGUAUCUUUAAUCUGUUUUCAGUAUUUGCACCAAGUUAGCUAACCUAUUAGCAUUAUACGUCUGUUCUGACCACACAGAGGUGAAACUGAAACUUUAUCCCCCUCAAAAAACAAAAGCCUGUUUAAUUUAACCUUUUAGCAUUACUGAAUCUAUUUGAAUAUAAAGUGCUUAUUAUUAUUAUCACACGGCCACAUGUGGUGAUGUCCACUGUUACUGAAUUCGAAUGGCCAGCACUUUAUAUUCGACAUUAUUCCUGGUAAAGUAAUGUAAAACUUUGCACGUUGUGUUUUACGAUAGACAUAUAUAUAUAUAUAUAUAGAUUGUGAUGGUAUAAUAUUACACUGAACAUGGGCAUGGAGGCAAAUACACGUCUAUUUUUCCCUUAUUAUGUAAAUAUGAAAGUGUAUUUUUGUGUAGAGAGAAAAUCCCCAGUGCAUGAAGGGAAAGCUUUGGCACAACACUGACGACCCUGUAAUUCUGUAAAUAAAUACAAUUUUCAUGCACUUAA